Messenger RNA from Ipomoea nil (Japanese morning glory), 1281 nucleotides. RefSeq names its product inositol monophosphatase 3. The record is from RefSeq and is a predicted model, not a curated record. The coding region runs from base 157 to 969 and encodes 270 amino acids. NCBI's taxonomy places the organism in Eukaryota, Viridiplantae, Streptophyta, Magnoliopsida, Solanales, Convolvulaceae. The transcript is spliced from 12 exons. Gene Ontology annotation, molecular function: inositol monophosphate 1-phosphatase activity. Gene Ontology annotation, biological process: signal transduction; phosphatidylinositol phosphate biosynthetic process; inositol metabolic process.
GGUCAAGAUAGAUCUUAGUACGGACUAGUAACUUCCUCCAUUCUUGAUUUCUUUCCUGUGGUAUGUAAAGCUGUUGCAGUAUAAGAAGGAGACCAAGAAAACCUUUUUUAGCCAUCUCCCCGUCAUCUUCUCCACCCAGAAUUUAAUAUCCCAAAAAUGGCAGAUUCUGUUUCAGUAGAAGAGUUCUUGGCAGUGGCAGUUGAUGCAGCUAAGCAAGCUGGGGAGGUUAUACGAAAUGGUUUCUACCAGACUAAGCACGUGGAGCACAAGGGCACGGUGGAUUUGGUCACUGAGACUGACAAGGCAUGUGAAGACCUCAUAUUCAAUCAUCUCAAGAAACACUUCCCUACCCACAAGUUCAUUGGAGAAGAAACAACUGCAGCUUGUGGAGUCUCUGAGCUGACUGAUGAACCUACAUGGAUAGUUGAUCCUCUUGAUGGAACGACUAACUUUGUCCAUGGGUUCCCAUUUGUGUGUGUCUCUAUUGGUCUCACAAUUGGGAAAAUUCCAACAGUUGGCGUUGUCUACAACCCAAUUAUGAACGAGCUUUUCACCGGCGUCCAUGGGAAAGGUGCUUUUCUUAAUGGCAACCCUAUCAAAGUGUCUUCUCAGUCUGAACUUGUGAAGUCCCUCCUUGCUACAGAGGCUGGAACAAAGCGCGAUAAGUUAAAUCUGGAUUCUUGUACAAACAAAAUCAAUGCUUUGCUUGCCAAGGUCAGGUCCAUUCGAAUGAGUGGUUCGUGUGCACUGAAUCUCUGUGGUAUUGCCUGCGGAAGGCUCGACCUUUUCUAUGAACUUGGAUUCGGAGGCCCUUGGGACGUGGCAGGUGGCGCUGUGAUUGUAAAAGAAGCUGGAGGCGUUCUAUUCGAUCCGUCCGGGAAAGAUUUCGAUAUCACAGCUCAACGAGUAGCCGCCUCGAACCCUCUAGUCAAGGAUGCAUUCAUUGAAGCCUUACAGAAGGCAGAAUGAGAUUCUGUAUACAACAACUGGAAAAAGAAAAAGCAUGAACUCAAAUUUAGCCAAUAAUUGCUAGUUCUAGUUGGUAUUCAUCUUAACCCUGCAUUAUUCCCCUGUAGAUCUGAUCAUUGUUCAGACAGAUAAAAGGGUUCAAUUAUGUUAAAACUGCUCAAAUCAAUUGAUAUGUUUGUUUCUUUAUGACAUUUGCUUUGAAGCUUCCCAGAAAGUUCAUAUUUCAUGUCUGAAGCUUCAUAGAAUGUUUGGUUCAUAUUUCAUGUCUGAAGACUGAAGCUUCCUUUUAAUACAGAAUAUUCAUCUCAGUUA